Molecule: messenger RNA, 1182 nt
Organism: Eimeria maxima
Lineage: Eukaryota; Apicomplexa; Conoidasida; Eucoccidiorida; Eimeriidae
Product: ruvB-like 2 protein, putative
Exons: 9
Coding region: 1-1182 (393 amino acids)
Biological process (GO): chromatin remodeling; regulation of transcription by RNA polymerase II; box C/D snoRNP assembly
Cellular component (GO): Ino80 complex; R2TP complex; NuA4 histone acetyltransferase complex
Molecular function (GO): ATP binding; ATP hydrolysis activity; DNA helicase activity
Source: RefSeq, a predicted model, not a curated record
AUGGCUAAGGUAGAAAGAAUUGCCGUCCAUUCACAUAUUAGAGGUUUAGGCCUAUCGGACUGCUUACAGCCAAAAAAUACUUCGCAAGGAAUGGUUGGACAGCUUAAGGCAAGAAAAGCUGCAGGGUUAAUAUGCCAAUUAAUAAGAGCUGGUCGUAUAGCAGGAAGAGCUGUCCUAUUAGCAGGACAACCAGGAACAGGAAAAACAGCAAUAGCUAUGGCUAUUGCUAAAGAAUUAGGACAAGAUACACCAUUUACGCAUUUAUCUGGAUCAGAAAUAUUUAGUUUAGAGAUGUGCAAGACGGAGGCAUUAACACAAGCAUUUAGGAGAUCUAUUGCUGUAAGAAUUAAGGAAGAAGCAGAAAUUAUUGAGGGAGAGGUGGUAGAACUAGAGAUAGAUAAUCCAACAGGACAAGGAGCAGCGCCUACAGGAAGAAUGUCUCUUAAGACUACAGAGAUGGAGACAUUAUAUGAUUUAGGAUCUAAACUUAUUGAUGCAUUAGUUAAGGAGGGAAUAACAGCAGGAGAUAUAAUAUCAAUAGAUCGUGGGAGUGGAAAAGUCUCAAAAAUUGGAAGAGGAUUCAGCAGAGCUAAGGACUAUGAUGCUGUUGGGCCUACUACUAGAUUCGUACAAUGCCCUGAGGGAGAAUUACAGAAGAGAAAAGAAGUUGUACAUACAGUUACCCUACAUGAUAUUGAUGUUAUUAAUAGCAGGGCUCAAGGAUUUCUUGCUCUUUUUGCAGGAGACACAGGAGAAAUAAAGCCCGAGGUUAGAGAACAAAUUGAUGCUAAAGUUGCUGAAUGGAGAGAAGAAGGAAAGGCAGAAUUGAUACCUGGUGUGUUGUUUAUUGACGAAGUUCACAUGCUCGACAUCGAGUGCUUCUCCUUCCUUAACAGGGCAUUAGAGAGCGAGGCAGCGCCAAUAGUAGUAAUGGCAACAAAUAGAGGAAUAACAAGAAUAAGAGGGACAGACUAUAAAUCUCCUCAUGGUAUACCAUUAGAUCUAUUAGAUAGAACUCUUAUUAUACCUACUCUUCCUUAUACUGAACAAGAAAUGAGACAGGUACGUACUCCAGCAGCAGCAGCAGCAGCAGCAGCAACAGCAGCAGCAGCAGCAACUGCAGCAGCAGCAGCAGCAACUGCAGCAGCAGCAGCAGUAGCAGUAGAACAGCACCAGAAGUAG